CACUGCGCUGCAAACGCGGAAGCGUGACGCCAGCCAACGAGACAAUCGCCGGUGAGUAGAGCAACUCCGAGGCUAUUAGUAUAAGGAGAAAUAGCUUGCAAGAAAUGUCCCAGUCUCAUGCUGUGCCAACUCGGAGAUCCUCACUAACGGGUGAAGAUCGUAACAAGAGGUACAAGAGCCACGAACGGCGAGUUUUGAUAUAGUGCAAAGAAGGGCGGAUCUACUUCGUUUCGAAGGUCUUGAAGCGUAGAGACUCGCACCGUGAUCCUCAGCUGGUAAGAGGUGUAGGUGCGAUACUUAUGUCUGCUCUAGGGUCGUGGCCAUGACCUACACGUCCAGACAAAAGGCACCAUCAAGUUUAUCGGGGAACUCUUCAAAUUACAAAUGCCGACGGCCCGCAUCAUGCACGAGUGUAUCAAGAAGCUUUUGUCAAACGUCGAUGAUCCCGAAGAAGAGGAAAUUGAGAGCCUGUGUCAACUUCUCACAACUGUCGGACAUCACCCACCACAUGACUUGCCGACCAACAGAAGAAGCACACCAUACCAAGAGGCUGUUGUCCCUUACACACACAGGCGAGGCGGAAAUAUCAUACCGAUGCCCCGGGGCUGCAUUUGGUUUGAUAGAUGAUAAUUUGACGGUCACUGCCUAGGCCAUAACGCACUUGGCAGACUGUUCGCUACAAUGUUAUUUUGUUC
This is a messenger RNA of Cantharellus anzutake, 695 nucleotides long. RefSeq lists its product as uncharacterized. Gene Ontology annotation, molecular function: mRNA binding; translation initiation factor activity. The record is from RefSeq and is a predicted model, not a curated record. The coding region runs from base 385 to 627 and encodes 80 amino acids. Gene Ontology annotation, cellular component: eukaryotic translation initiation factor 4F complex. Lineage: Eukaryota; Fungi; Basidiomycota; Agaricomycetes; Cantharellales; Hydnaceae. The transcript is spliced from 2 exons.